CGUAAUUUUGCGGUAAACAAGCCUAAUAUUACGGAAGAUACCAGUUUGCCCUUGGCCGAAACUAUAUUCUUGGCUGACAGUUGGUUUCACCUGACGAUUGAGAAAGCCCAACACGCUGCUAAUUUUUGGGAAACCGACGGAUUAUCUCAACGAAAUCUCCGCUCCGUAUGUUAAAUUUCACUACUCGUGGUUAGAUGUUGCUUUCGAACGUCCAAACCAACUAGUUUCAGUGUUUGUAGGGGUUAUGGCGGCCACAGCAUGGAUUAUUGUUUUCCUCGUUGUGGUUAACUGUUUAGUGCUGGGAGAGAAGAAACGGGAAUACAAACUAGGCCUUCUCAUUCCCUUCAGGAAAGUCACUCCACAUUUUCAGAACGAUUACAACAAGGGGGAGUCGUUUGCAGCUGCUAUGACAAUCGCCGUGGAACGAAUAAACGCGGACCCAACGCUCUUGUCAGAUUAUAAUUUGACAUUUGAGUGGAAAGACACAGAGUGCAACGAACUGAUUGCUGUUCGCGAGCAGCUAAAUCAAAUUAAUUCUGGAGUACAAGCUUUUAUAGGACCCGGCUGUUAUUGCCAGACGGCGGCGAAAAAUGCUGCGGCAUUCAAUAUGACGAUGAUAUCCUUCGUGAGUAUGCAAUCUUUCAUGUUGUGCAGUUUAAUAUCGGCUUUUCUACGCUGAAUGAUUUUGUUUUGUGCUAAAUUUUGUUGUUUUGUUAGUCAUAAAAUGUAUAUCUUAACAGUUCAAAUCAGAAACGAAUUACAAAGGUCUUCUUUCAACAACGGUAAAUAAUAAUUCUUAAUCAUCUUGUUGGAUAUUUGGACUGAUGUCUUCCAUUUUUUCCAGCUGAUUUGUAUACAGUUUUCGAGAAGUUUGUAUUACAAACGCACUAAUUGCUCAGUUUUUGUUUCAUAUCGACCUCCUUGAGGUAUCAUGUGAUAUAGUAUUUGAUUUAUAAUGUUACUUGUUUGAGACUACCAGUCCCGAUCGCUGCUCGUUUACAUCCCGCUUUUGUUUCAACUGAACGAUUUUAUACUAACUAAACACUCGAUCGAGAUACAUCCCACUUUCAAGCGGCGAUUAAGCUUGAGAUACGCAUAACAGGUGAGUUAAACUGUACAUCGGCAAGCAGAAAGCUGGAAAAAUAAGCGGUCAUAAUUUUUAUUCGAAUUUUUUUUUAUUAUUUUUGUCCUUUCAAUUCGCAAUUUAUGGGCAAAGGCAAGAUACUGUGAACAUUCAAGAACGCAAAUGGUUGUAGCUAGGCUUCUCUUUAUUAUUACUGUACGCAUUUGAUUAUCUUUUGAACAAGCGAAUGGAAGAAGGAAAUGCACCUUAUUUGUGUAAUGUGUAUUACGUACUUUGCAUUUAACAAAAAGGUUUUAAAAGAUUUGCAUCUGUCAGUAUGAUUUACGUUCUGGACUUCUAUUGAUUUGUGCUAAAAACAGAGAUGAAUCAUUAUCAGAGUAUUCUUGAUCCUUUUAUGUAAAGGGUAAAUACUUUUCAGAAUAGAAUUCAACAGUUUUUUUGCAUUUGUUAGCUUUACAUGUGCGAAGGGUUAUUGUUAAAUAGAACUGUUUCAGUCAAAAUUUAUCUAUUUUUUUGUUACAACUUUUUGUCCGUAUUUUUACCUUUCUUCGAAAAGCUGCAAUAAAGGAAAAUAAAUAUUUGACCUGAUUUGGGUUUUCCAAAAAAAAAAAUACAUAUUAAUUUCAGCACACCAUUUUUUGUUACUUUGAAAUGAUUUUAACCUCUGACAAAAACUUUUUGCAUGACAGGUGUAUUGUAUGAUUUAGGCUGUAGUACUUUUAGGGUCAUUGAGUUUUUAAAUGGAAAAAUAAAAACAAAUAGGCAAACAAGCAAACUUAUAAAUAGCAGGAUUGGCUGUCUAUAGUGGUCAAAUAUCUAAUUAAAACAUGAUGUCUCACAGCCAAAAAUGAAAACGAUUUAUACCAUCUGCUGGUUAAUCUUUGCAAACUUGACCUUCCCUAUGUUUAUUUUUGUGGUUCAUUUCAUGAUCAGGGAGAUAUGUUAAACAUUUCUCACCAAUUUCAGUCAAAUUUAUUCAAUUUGUCAAUCAGAUAUUUUAUAGUAUGUUUCCAUUCUUUAACAAUUUUUAAUUUUUGACUCCAUCACAGUGCACACAGUGACCUUUAUAAUCCCACUUGAGUAAAAAUAUCCCUUCCUGAAAAUAAAGGGAAAUUUGGAAGAUGUCCAACACAUGGCUCUUCAGAUGUUCAAGUGUUCUGUUAUAGAUAAUACAUACUAAAUAACUGCAGGGCAUAAAAUUUUCAUGUUUAGACAUCAGAUCAUGCCAUGUUCUUACAGUGGAAUCUCGAUAUAACAAACCUCUAUAUUACAAAGUCCUCGGAAAAACGAACGAUUUUCUUUACUCCAGUAAUAGUAAGAUAUAUAAAAAAGAACCUUGAUAUGACGAAACCUUGUUAUAGCGAAGAAAUUUUAUCAGUCCCUUGGCCCUUUGUUGUAUUAAGGUUCCAGUGUAAUUAUAGCAAAGUACACCCCUUUAUUCUGUCUUAUCUUAACAUCUCUACAACAGCCACCUCUUCAAAAUGACCUAACGUCCACUAAAUAUAGAAAUAUUUAUUGUGGUCCCAUCUACCAAAAUAACCUCACCACCAUUUUAUCCAUGUGAAGGCAAAAUUUAGUACAAAAAUGAUGUAAUCACUGACCGCAAUAUUUGCUCUUUUUCCUUUGAAUUUUUUUUGGUCAAACAUUUUAAUUGGUUUUUGGUGUGUUGAUUGUGUUGUGUACCAGAAUGAACAUUUUUUUAGAUUAAAUUAUAAUGUUCUACCCCCCCCCCCCCCCCCCCCAAAAAGAAAAAAAAUUCUGCAGCAUUAUAACCCUACCCCCCUAUAGCCCACAACCUUGUUACAAGGAUCGUUUUCCUAGGUGGCUGGUGUGGAGAUGUUUAACUGUAAAUAUGUUUCUUUGUUAUCUGUAUUUUCCUCUCUUUCCCCUUUGAUAAAAUGGCAUUGAAAAUGGGUAUUUUAAUAUGUCAGAUUUAUUUGUGUUAUGUUAAGGAGAGGUUUUAGAGGGAUGCCUAUAAUUAUUAGGCCUCUGACAUACUCAUAGGGCUGAUGGAGUUAGCUUCCCCUGCAGAUGUUCAUUUGGCUCAUCAUGCAAUCCUCCCCACCAAAGCAGUGUUCUCCCUAAAUUUUAGUUCAGCAGCUAAGGGACCAUUCAUAGCCAGUAAGACAAUGUGCACUUUACUGGGGGAGGGAGGGUGGUAGUAGAGUAAGCUAAGUUCUUUGAAAUGUCAUUCCCUCAUUUUAAGACCUACUUCACGCAAAUGGGCCGUUGUUAUAAAGACAACAAUUUAAAACGUUUGAUUCCAAUAAUUUUAUGCAGACUUCAAUGUUCUUUUACCAAAAUGCGUGGCCCCCAAAAAGAAAAGCUGUGUAUACUUUAGUACUUUUCUAUAUAUUCAUUCGUCUCUCUAUCGGAUCGGAUCACAACUUGCAGACGGUAAGAAGUGUUGCUUCAGGCAGUAAAUUUUACCGGUUACUGCCUGACAAAGAGAACACUGCCAAAGGGGAAUAAACGUAUGACAAAGCCCUAAGAAUGUCUGCUUGGGAGGCUCUGAUGGAGUUGGUGUGAAGAAUCGUAUAGGAACACUUUCCUGAGCCAAGUAACCUUGGCAUCAGCUACAGCUCUCUGCCUUAGAGAGGUGUCUAACUCAUGAAGGGUUUCUAUGAAAUAGAAACCCUCUUCUACACUGUAUGGUGAAGGUAAAAUCCCUGUUUGUAGGCACCCAACUGAAUUGAAUUAAGGCCGACCCAAAUUAUUUAGACCAGCUGAAUUGAUUGCCGACACCGAUCUUAAUUCUAGGCAAACUCAUUUCAAAAGAAGAAAAAUGCUCAUUUUGGUGAAACUGCUUGCAAAAGAUGUUAUAAUACAGGGUUGUCACUAAGAACGAGUUAACACAACAAGAAAGUGGGGAAUCAAACAGCUAGAGAUUUCUUUUGAUUCCAUUUUUCUUCUAUUUUCCAGUGAAAGUAGCCGGGGGAAAUCCCUGGCCCCUGGCUCGUAAUGACUGCCGUGCCAUUAUUUAUGCAUUAGGCUCAGCACAUGAAAAGUUUAGCAUCUGAAUCAAUGCUGCUCCAAAGUCACUUGUCCAUAAUUCCCUUCCAGGCUAGACAGGAAGAAUGGCUGAGCCAUUCCAAAUUGAAAUAUAGGUGUUCCUUGUUGAUUCAGAUGAAUGUUAUGAUAGAAACAUUGAUUCUGAAUCAAUGUUACUCCAAAGUCACUUGUUCAAAAUUCCCUGCCAGGCUAGGCAUUUACAAAAAGGAAUCUUUGAGCUUUAGCAAAAGGUAUUUGUUUUUUUUCAGUUCUUGCCUGGGAGUGGCCUAGUGGCAAUUGCAUUGUUUUACUGAUACUGACUGUGAUAGUGCUCUGUAUGGACUCCUUAAUUAAUAGUUUCUACCUUUUUUUGUAUUCAGAUGUGCAGUGCUGCUGAACUGUCUGACAAAAAUGAGUUUCCCACAUUUGGACGCACAUUUUCUGUGGACUCACGAAUUGGACCAAGUAUUAUCAGCCUUCUGAAAAAUACUUAUAAGUGGACUCGAAUUGCUAUCAUUUACCAAAAUAUUACGAGGUGGACAUCCUUAACAGAGUACCUGGAAGAGGAAUUUGAGAAAAAUGGUAUUACUGUGGCCAUGAAAUUUAAAACAGCGAAUGUUCCCAGUUAUGAGCUUGAAGCUGAAGAGGAAUUUAGAAAAGCUCUGAUUAAAAUUAAGCAAACAGCAAGAAGUAAGUACAUGACUUCAUGAUAACCUUUAUUAGUUUAGGCAAUAACCACAUGCCAUAAACUUUGGGUUUUUCUAUGGCUAAUGGCAGGAUUUGGUUAAGGGUUGCUCCUGAAGCCUACGUAAUGGUCUAAUGGACUGAUAAUGUCUCAGCCAGUGGUGCCCUUGUACACGUAACAACUGUAUGUCAACAUAUAAUAGGGACCUUAAGAUACUCUGGACGCGGCCGAGGAGGAUGUUAACCGCAAGUGAAAUGUUCAAUUCUUGGAACUAAUUAGCGUAAUGUCAUGGUGUCGACCUGAAGUUGCGAUGGUGAAAACUAAAAGUUUGGCUGCCUCGUUAAAUGGUGAGUUGGUUUUCUUGUUUUCAGUGCAGAAAUUACUUUUCGUUCAGGAUUUUCAAUCCAUUUUACUUCAAGAGACACAUUUAAGUGUUUUUAGUGUGGUGUUCCCUCAAUAUUGACUCUUAUUUUUUUGCUAUCAAGCCUUUUGGGUUCAGUGUUUUGGUGGCAACCGAGAAUGAAAGCGCAGAGUCUUUCGAUACAAAUGUAACACUACAACUGCUUAUUUUUAAGGGGACAACGUUCUUGCUUUAGGAUAGUAUUUGAAAAAGUUAAGAGACGAGAAGAAUAAAAAUUAUUGGAAAACAAAAAUCUAGGCUUGUAAUAAACUUGAACAUGUGGGAGAAAAUUGAGAUCUUAAACAAGAUGCCAUGGUUCAUUAUUUUAUUAACUUUUAUAAUUCUUUUUUGUUCACUUUCAGUUCAGUGAUGGAGGGGUCUGAAGAUCAAAAUCUCGCCUUAGUGUGGGAAGUUCUCAUGACAGAACCAUAUCAUUUUAAAGCAAGAACAAGGAAAGGGGGAACGUCUGGCAACAAAUAGCUGAUAACCUGAACUCUGAUCAUGCCGUCCAGUUUCCCUCGAAGAAAUUCGGUGGUUUUUAGAGAAACUGGAGUCAUAGCCGGCAGCACAAAUUUUUCUUCCAAUAAAAGAUCGUUAAGGUAUCAAUCAAGCAAGACUUCACGAGUUUUUCAAAAAGACAUCAUGGAGUUAACACACGAAAGAGUUACUUUAUCCUCUCUUGUCAGGCGAGCACUCAAUGCAGCCUGCUCAACCUUAAUUUGCAGUUUUCCUGCCAAGGUGGCAGCGUCCUCGUUCCAGGCUUUCUCCGCAAACCCACGUUUUCUUCACCGCCACGUCCAGUGUAUCUUAAGGUCCCAGAUGUAAAGAGGACAUGUCUGUUUUCCUCUUAUCCACGAAAUUUCAUUCACUUGUUCAUUCACUCACAAGUAAAAUUUUUGUGACUUUUUAGUCUUACUUAUACAUUAAUGUGCUCGCUUCUUAGACCUGGACAUUUCAUUUUUUUAUAGUUGUGUUGGUUAUUGGAGAUUACUUCAUUGGUUUGGAGACCCUUUAUCUUGCCAAGCAAGUGGGAAUGAUCAAUGGAAAGUUUGCAUUUAUUAUAUUUCAUCUCAAUCACAAUUUUAUCAGGAAGGCAACAUCUCCUGGACUCCAAUUUCUCUGGUUUUUCAAUUAUUUGAAUGCUAAGUACAGGUAGGUAACCUCUGCCUGGGGGGGUGGGAGGAGGGAGGUGCUCUUGAUUUCAAGUGACGAGGAUGCUCGAAUGGGGGCAAAAAUCAAAACCCCCCAAAAUUCCUAGGACUUCCAACAGAACCUAAGAAUGUAAUGGGACCACUCUUGACCAGUAAGGCGAAAAAAGAAACACUAGAAGUGCACUGUCCUUUGGGGUGGGGAUAGGGUGAGGGACAUGGCUCUACCCUUGAUGGGAAAAGCUUUAGGAGCUAAGUUGUCUGAAAGGUCAUUCCCUCAUUUUAAUACCUCUUUUACCCAAACAAUGUCAAAUGCAUUGAAACACUCGCUGCUUUAGAGGGAUAUUGUAAGUCAGUUGAGUUCUAAUGCAAAAGCUAACCUACGCAUGCUUCCCAAAUAUCUUAACCAGUAGUGAAAGAUGCUCAAAAGUCAUCUGACAGAAAUGACAGUUAGUAUGAAUGUUGUUUAUUGUGGGAAAAUUUGAAUCUCUCAUCCCCUGUCAGCAUAGAGCAAAGCUCUCAGUUUUCAUGGUUUGUACAAUCUUGAAAACGUCCUGAAUUUUAGAAGUUCCUUUGAAAAUUUGAAGUCCUUGAAGUUAAGGUCCUUGAAAAGUACUUAUUUUCUUUAUUACAGUUUAGGUGUUGAAAAGGCCUUGAAAAGUAAAAAUAAUGUGAUUAACCAUGGCUGAAGAAAUAAAAAUCAAAGAUGACUGUCCUUUGAUUGUUUUUACCGACCAGAAAUUCGAAAGGGGAUUACAGAAUGGAGAUUUAUUGAAUAAAUCUUGGUCCUUAAAAGCUGCAAUUUGUCUGGCUUGAAGUUGGCUUUAAUUUGGCAAUUUGAGUUAAUUUUUUCCCUUUAUCCUGGUGAUGUGGCAUAAAAGUGUUAAUGAAGGUUUCAUGUGAUCCCUCCUACAAAUUUUUUUAAAAAGCUUUUUGCUUUCCUUUUCCUUAAUGAAGAGGAUUCCCAAACGAGACAAGAGUGGACAUCGAGGAAGCCAUGCAGGCUGCUCUUGUUUUUGCUGUAAAAAGUGCAGAAGGGAAGAGCUAUGAGGAUUUUGUUACAGAGUUGAAGCUCAAGACAUCACAGAGCCCUUUCAACAGCUCGCACUACAAUGCUAGCACAGCAACUUGGGGUUAUCGUGUAAGUAUAAAUACUAUAGCUGUAUUUUAUGAAAGUGAACACGAUCCUUGCCAUUGAAUGAACAACCUAAGUGGUUGAAAAAGAACAUGAAAAAAACUCAUGCUUGACCGGGAUUCGAGCCCUGAUCUUUGCAAUGACUGGAAGCUAUGGUCUGUCCAUUAAGUUAAUCAAGCCAAUGGGAGAGCAGGCCAUUGUGAGUUUGUAAUAUACCCGAUGAUGUUGUUUAAUGACACAUUUUCUUUUAGUCUUUGUCGAGCCUUACAACAGAAGGAGUAUAUUUUAUUUCAGUAAACUGUAACACAGAGUUUUGGAGUCUGUCUUCAGAUUAACUGUCUGGUUACAUAGAGGCCCAAGCAUUAAUUUGCAAUUUAAGACUCCUGGUUUUUUUGUACUGGGAUUCAAUUGUUCUGGACUGAGCUCAUGACUUCUUAGUAAAAGUGUUUGGCAAAGUUUUCGUGGGGAAAGUAAGUUAAUGACUCUAAAUAUGCUGCUAGGGCCGAUCAUAUUGUCAAUUAUACAGUGUGUAUUAUACUUUCACAUAGUCAUAAUUUGGCGUGCCAUUUGACAGUUUGAUUUAGCUAUUGUGUUUAGUUUGCAUGACAUUUUGACUCAUUAUUUACAUGCAUUAUGUUGCAGCCUCCAAUAUAUGGAGCCUACCUGUACGAUGCUGUUUAUCAGUUUGCUGUAGCCUUGAAUAUCUCCAUUGGACAACUACCUCCUGCAGAACAAAAUAGGACUCCUUCAGGGCAGGAGGUUUUCUCACAACUUCGCGAUUACACCUAUGAAAGUGAGUGCUGAUGUAGUGUAUUUCAUCUGUAAAGGGUUUGUACAGGUCAUGGAAAACCUGGAAAGUCAUGAAAUUUACAAAUUUCAUUUUCCAGGCCUGGAAAUUCUUGGAAAAUCAAAGUUAUAUUCAGUAAAUUAGUUAUUGCGGAUGUCAAAGCAACAGCAAAGUAAAAUAGAGACAAGUACCGCUAAUUAAAUAGCGCCAACAGAUCAAGUUAUGGUAGACACAAGAAUUUUUGUGUUUUUUGAAAGGGGCUAGGUAAAAAAAUACCCUAAAACAAGGAUGGGCUUGAAAAUUUUCGAAAGUGACAGCUGCUCUUAAGGUCAUGGAGAACUGGAAAAAGUCAUGAGAAAAGUUAUGAAAAGUUGUGGAAUUUUGAAAGCUGAAAAGAGUAUGUACCCUGCUGUAGUCAUGCAAACUACAACACUCUCCUUUUCUUUAGUGAUCAAAGUUAUAACAGUUACAGGUAUUUAAAUUGUUAUUACCACAUUUCGGUUUUUUUUUUGGGGGGGGGGCGGGUGGCGGUCUUCCCCCCAAAUUCUUUUGGCCCUUCUGGCCUCAGUUUGGUCUAAAAAUAAGGGGGGGUGGGCUCCCCGGGCCCCUUCCCUAGAUCUGCCACUGUGUAAUAAUCUUGUCAUUUUGAACAGGGGGAGUGUGACUGGGUGGUCAGGGUGUCAGCAUUGCAAUUGGGUGAUCUUGGCUCUUACUGUUAGUUGGGGUUAUAUACUAUCAAGUUCGGAUCCUUAGCCUGAUGCCUUUAAAUAGCCAAAUAUUUUCCUCCAGCCAAGAGGGGUUUUAAGAGUUCUUACCAAACAUUUUACUUGGCUGGGGAGCCCCUGGUCCCUUUCUUCUGAAAAUCUGGGUCCUUGGAGGAAAGAGUUAUGAAAACCACCUGACAUAAUUAUGAAAGGUGCACACUCUAAAUGAUCUGUGGCUAUUGCCCUAUGGAAAAUGUUUUAUGACGUGCCAGGAGCCAUAUGUCGCAAUGCCAUGUGUAUAAUAUGCAUGACCAAGACAGUGUUCACCUAUUAAGCGGCCACACUCUAUUAAGCAUCCAGUAAUCAAUGUCCUUAAAUAAUUGUAGAUCUGGGAAUGGGGAAUUAAACUACCUCUAUUAAGCAGUUGUGGUCACCUUUUGGUCUUCCUAACAAGAGUUUUUCCGUUGUUUUCGACUCUAUUAAGCGGCCAUCAAGCGCUUCAUACGCUUUGUUUGGCUUCAUUUCAAGAAUAUUAUGAAGGAAAAUACAGUCCGAUAUAGAAGCUGACGACCGAUUGUGGAUCAGUAAUGCUGCUCCCAACAAGCGUUUGUUUCAAUAUAAACUGAUGUUUCUGCCAUAGAUUAAUACUAAUUUAUGACAAAUCUGUGUUGUGCGGCCAAUCUUUACUAAGCCGCCACUUGCAGUUGCCGUAAGUUCAACCCUGUAUUUGCAAUUUUUUCACCAGUUUUCACUAAUUCGUUGCAGGUAUUCAGGGCUAUAGGACCCACCUGGAUGAGAAUGGUGAUGCUGAUUUUAACCUGACUUUAUGGGAUGUAAGAAAGAUUAAAGGCAAAGCCUGUAAGUUGAACCCGGAAACCAAUUGUUUCGAUUCAAGUCGUUUCGAGAUGAACUCAAGCGGUGAAAUUGGACAAAAAUUUCUUAAAUGAUAGUUUGCGCGUGAACAAGCAAAACAUUUUAGGGGAUAAUCUUUGUCCUUUUAAGUCAAGUACCUUGAAGUAUUUACGCCUCAACUGAGUAAACUUGUAUCGAGCGACUUUGUAUCAAAACGACCGGUAACUGUUGAACCCUAUAAUUCUGUAGGGCACUGAAAGCGGCAGUCUCUUUCUUCACCAAGGCGACACAGAAAGCCAAAGAAAUCUACAGCCAAAAGUUAUAUUUCAAAUUGGCACGGAAUCAACAAACGCUUUCUUUCAGUUAAUUUAUUCUUGGGAGCAACUACAGAAUACAGGGCCAUAUCUUAAGGUCUUGAACAGAAGUGUGUCGGUGGCUAGCUAGUCAGCCUCAGGCAGCAGACAAUCAAACAGAGCUGCAAACGACAGCCAGCUGUGGGAGGAAGUUUAACUAAACUUUACCCUUGUUCAAGGACAUCCUCUGCAGGGUAGUUUUCGACUUAAAAAUUCUCCAGACUGAUCUGCAUACAUUUACUUGAAGAAUUAGUUGAGAGAAUUUGAUUAAAGAUCAAAGAAUUUUCCCUUCAGUGAUCAAUGAGAACUAGGAAUAAUACGUUUCCACAUAACAGGUCUGGCUUAUCUUUAAAAUCAGAGGUCUCAGAGCGGUUUAGAAUCCGUAAUUCGUUGGGUAAAUCUUCAGCCGGCUUAAAAAUCUCGCGACAUUUCUCAAUCUAGAGGCCGAAAACUAAAAGCAAUCAUGAGCUGUUCACACCCACGUUUUGCUGCGCUUUGUGUGUGAUUUGAUUGGUCCAUUUGAAGUCAGCUCCCAUUGUGAUUGGUCAGAGUAAAUUCUUUUAUUUUACUUCACUGCUCUUAAAAACAUCUCCAGUAAGAAUGCAGCGGUGCAUAAGCAAAUUGGAGCCAACAGUUCGUUCUUUGAUAGAGAUGCGUUGGUGAAGUUUGAGCCUGGUGAAUACAUGAGAAAGAUGAUUUUUUAAUCAAUCACUCUCCUGUUGGGAGUACUGAUACUUUUUCGUCCGAGCCGCCUGUGUCACUGAUUCAAAACCCACCGUUCUCAGUUGGUUCUUUGUUUCUCCUUCCUUUAGUAAUGGUACCAGUUGCAGACUUCCAAAUCACUUAUGGAAAUUCCUCGGGUAAUGGUUCCAAGAAAGUUUUUCCUCGGCUUGUGUUUCGCAACAAUAUGACCAAGAUUUGGGUUGGUGGGACUACAAUUCCGCCCAAAGACCGUCCAAGAUGCGGUUUCAAUAAUGAACUAUGUCCUCCUACAACAGAGAAGCAGGAAGGUUUGUUUAUUGAUAAUGACACUUUUUAAUCCUUUAUACGCUAACAGAAUUACUCUAGAAAUCUGGCUAAUGACGGCCACAUGUCCCCCUUCUGAAAUUUUAUACAAGGCUCUUCAAGAAAAAGGGCUCAAGGUGUAUUAACAUUUAUAAUUUUUGUACUGCAUGGUUUGAACUUAGUUAUUUUCUUUGACUUAGUUUCUUGUUAGCUGUCUGUUUUUUCUAUCAUUGUGCUUAUCAUGUGGCUUCUUAGAACGCCCUAGGACCAGGCUACCGGUGGAGCCGGCGGGUUAGGGUCACCUCCACUGCGGUCAAAAGUCAGAGGCGUUUUUUGAAUAAUUUUGUUAGGCAUUAAUGGCAACAUAAAAGGGUAACCGUAGCACUACGGUUACCCCCCUCCUUGUUAACAGGCCUUAUUAAGUUAAAGCAACUUUCUUCGAACUUUUCUCAAAAAAAGUAGCUUCUUUCUGUUAAAAACGCUUCUCGCCCGUGUAAAAUUUUGUUGACAAAUGGCGCCAAAGUACGUAUUACCAGAUUCAAUUUUCAAAACUUAGAAAUUUUUUUCGGAAACUUUUAAAAGUUUAGUAAAUUAGUGGCGUAUUAGUAGUAUACAUGUAUUAAUAGUGACCUUAAGAUACACCGUUUCAGCCUACGGGUACGGGUAAGCGAACAUGUGUACCUCGUAGUUUUAUAAAAGGCAACCAUUAUUUCCCAGAUGUGAUAAUGGCGUAACAAUUCUACCUGGUAGCCUACCCGUUUUUCCCGGGUAAGAGGUAAUCUACCCUUAUUUACGGCUACGGCAUGUACGGCUAAUUUAUCCGUACCCGUACACGGGAACGGUCUUUCUUAUGGUCUCAAUUACAGUCUAAUCUCUCCUUGCGGACGCCACUGUAAUACGGACACCUCUCUAUUACGGACAGUUCGUUUGGUCCGAGAAAUGCCAAAAAUCAUACAUUCCCUACCUCUAUAAUACGGACGCCUCUGUAAAUGGACUAUUGGUUCUGUCCCUUUCGUGUCCGUAUUAAAGAGGUUUAGCUGUAUGAUAGUGAGUGUAACAAUUACUUUGCUUAAUUUGUGUCAAAUACUCUCGUGUGACCGCGGUGAAUGAUCCACCCCCUUUCCCCUUCCUGGCUGCUCGCGCUUUCUAGCCAUCUCUUCGUCCUAUACCCCACACAGCCUCCCGCGCAGGCGUUUUUAGGGGAGCUCGUUUUUCAUCCCUCCCCACAAACGCCUGCUCAACCGAAAACAACAUUCCUUUCCCAUUGUUUUAUUUGCGUGGUAAGUGACCAAUCAAAAGUAGUGCAAUAAAGUGUUGACAGGCAAAACGCGAGACGUGACCCUAGAGUUAGCGUUUUCCCUCUUUUCUCUUUCCUUCACUAAGGUUAUGCAGUGUAUGGAGUAUUCUAAAAUUUGACCAAAUCUUAUUUUGCCGCUCUGAAUCUAACAUUUAUUAGAGGUCAGAAAGUUUCCCAGUGUUGAUUUUUGGAAAGUACAAUGUGAUUGGCUAAGCAUGGGAAAGGAAUGUUGUCUUCGGUUGAGCAGGCGUUUGUCGGGAGGGAUGAAAAACGAGCUCCCCUAAAAACGCCUGCGUGGGAGGCUAUACCCCACACUGCUAACUCAAACUCAAGGACAUUUUCAGCUGAACUUUUACUAUGGCUCACUGUGUGGUUUACCUGAUUUUUGAUCAUUUGGUUGACUGUAUCGAGAGUAACUGAAGCUCAUAAUGCUUCUUGCCCUUGUUUGUUUUCCAGACAACAAAACGGAAAUAAUUGCUGGAGUUUCAUGUGGACUUGGCUUCCUUGCAAUUCUCCUUGUAACUAACCUUGUCAGGUACUACUGGGUAUUUGUUAUUAGUAAAAUCCAACUUGUGGUCUAUUAUCAAUGCUGCAUUCUGAUUGGCUGAGCUACUACUGGGCUAUAUGUUAUAGCCCACUAGUAGCGAAAAGUACAGGCUUUUUGGCGGCAAAAAAGGAUUAAAAUGUAGCUUUAACUAGGUAAAUUUUUUUUGUUCUCGAUAUUUUUGACCAGCGAGUUGGAUUUUACUAAAACAAUUAUUCCUCCCGCCCUCGUGACUCAGAGCUCAUUCGGGCUCGAGGAAUAAUUGUUAAUGAACCUUAGUGAACCCUACAGCUUAUUCCAAGAUGGUGGCAUCGUUUCUUUUCUGUGACAUUCAUGUUAAACGAGGCAUUAGGGGCCAAUCAUCUUGAAUACAAAAGAAUAACAAAUUCUCAAAAAAGCUAGACUACUGGUAGACCCUUUGUCUUUAUCCUGGGAUAUCAGAGCAUACGAAAAUAAACAAAGGCGCGUGAAAUUGGCCGUUCGCGAUGGCCUUGCUCGCUUGGGGCCGCUUUUGUCACUCGCGCUCGCGUAUUUCGCUCGCUCUAGUUUGGAUAACAAGGGACUUAUAUGCCUCUGUCAAUAAUUAUGAUCUCUCUUUUUUGUUGGGUGGGGGAGGGGGCACCCUUGAUUACUUGCUUAGCGUGAUUUUCACAUUUAGAGACGUCUUGGGCGAUCGAGACGAUGCGAACCAUUAAAUUGAAACUAUGGUUUUAGCAAAUACGGACAGCUCAUUAUUGCGGACAGUUAGCUUUGUCCCUGUGGAAAGAAGGCCUUUACAUCUUCUCUAAAUUCAAUCCGCUCAAUACGGACACCCGUUAAAACGGACACGUUCCAUGCCCCCCUCAUAUGACUGUAUAGGGCUAAUGUUGUCCAAGGUUGGGGCAUCGUUUGACCGCCCAAGAAGGCAAGAUACAGUUGCAUUAUGUGCUGGUAUUUGUAGUUAUGCCGGUUGCCACCUAUUAGUUCUGUACGUUUGACUGCAAAGCUUUUCACUGUCCUUGAUCUCAUUUUCCAGAAAUUACAGGUUAGAGAGGGAGCUGAAGAACAGGCUGUGGAAAAUUGACUAUAAUCAAUUGGGUUUUGACCGUAGGGCCUCCAAUACAUCUUUAGCAAGUGCCAUUGUUAAUGUAAGUACUACGGUAGAACUCCUCUGUAGCGAAGUCCUAAAAAAACCGGUUGUUUAAUUUUAUGUUCAUCCAUGAGAUAUUUUUUGGACAGUUUUUAUUGCCUCAUUUUGCAUUUUGAGAAAUUUCUCAACUUGCAACUCACGUUUGCCGUUUGCAGUAAACGUGACCCUACAUCUCUCCAAUAUCUUCAAGUUACAACGUCUUGUAACUUUGAAACUCUUACUCUUUAUAUACUGUUUAAUUUACUUGACUUGAUGAAUUUUGCAACUCUCUCUCUUCAUGCAGAAAGACACGCAUGAUCACGACGAGAAUGUACCGCUUAUGAGAGAAGAAAGUAGUGAUGGUAAAGUUACAACCGCUGGUUAUUAUAAGGUAAGAUGCUGUUUGCCUUCGUCACAUAGUUCGACCAUGUGCUUGAACCUCCGAGUUACAUUUAGACCCUGGGUCUUGGUCAGGGCGGACGGGCGAAAAAAGCGAGCGAGCGGUGAAAUAGCGAACGAGCGAAAAACGGGGAGAGUCCUGUAAGCAUCUUUUCAAAUACCUCAAUCCGCCCGGUUCCUCGCCCACUUCUUGAAAAACGGUUUCUAGUGUCAAAUUGUGAAAUGUCAAAACGUGGAAAGGUGCGGUCAAGGAGGGCUUCGCUUGCACGACGUGUUUAUUAGACUCUGCGCUCGCGAAGCCAAAUGAUUGUCGUUAGUGUUGAAGUAAACUGUUACAAUUGACCAAUCAUAGGGUAUACCAGGAGCUGGUAUACCGGAAUGAGGUAGUAAAAACAAUGCUUACAGGCUUUACUUCUCCCCCUGGCCCCAGUUUUCUCUACUAUUUUGAGGCCUGGGUCAGACUAGUGCGGAAAUCGAGCCUGUAACCUCCCACUCUGCAGUUCAGCCACCGUGGGAGCAGAGCUGUCUUUUCGCUUCGUCUUGAGUAGACCGAGGGUGAGAAAUGGAGACUUUGCAUGUAUCCCAUCAAGCCUCUGAAAAAGCCGCAGUCCGAAAUUCUGGACUAGUCAAACUUGUUUUCCUCGUCAAACUGGUUUUUCGAGUGCGAGCAUUCAUUUAUUGAUGGUCAUAAUCAAGCCCGCAGUACAGAGCGCACGGUUAUUAGGCCUGGGUGCGAGUCUGUAUCCUAGCAACGUGCAGCGCAUUCUCAAGAUCUUACUCGAUUCAUGCGGUGUCUUUCUCGAGUACGCCUAAAGCAGGGUGCAGUUAAGCCCUCUAUAGACAAACCUAGAGCUGCUACGGUUACAGAACAUUCUGCUCUUGGGUUCGUAUCGCACAGUUUGCUUCUCUACAAAUCUAUUCGAUUCAUCUGUGAGCGUAAUGUACUUUUGACAAGUGGUCAACCCUACUAACAGUUGAGUACGUUGUAAUGUUAAAUUUGUGACCAAUAAAAUAUUGUUAACUUCACUGUUGAUGAUAUAUCUUCCUAAAUCUACCAUCAAAAUUUGUGAUCUUCCGUAAUCUAUCGAAGGUGUUUUGCGUGAUGACAUGGCACAGGUUCUGCUGUGUUCUGAUAGGAUUUAUGUAUAGUUAUUAUCCAUUGUUUGUACCCUAUCUCUGCCUUGUUAGCUUCUUGACUGUGAAGUGUGUCUAUUUAUACCCGUAGGGAAAUAUGGUGACAAUCGCCAAACUUCCUAAAGGACAAAUAGAUCUGACGAGGAAAGUCCUUUUAGAGCUAAAACAGGUUUGUAUGACCAAAAAUGCGGCUCCGGGUGUUGGUUUAAUGGUUUGCGUGUUAGUGAAGAAUCAUUGUCAGCAUUGUUUCGGAAUGGACGCUGGGCAGGUUGUUAGUCACGUGAUACAAAAUCACCAUCCUGGGUAUGCUAGAAACGCGUUGGGACUGUACUGUAAAUCAUGGACGCGUGACUGCCGGACCACGGUCAAAGGGCCUAUUGGUGUUGCACUAAGUUGCAAAAUAAUACAAUAUUAAUAAUAAUGAAACACUGGCUACCAGAAACUCCUUUUUAAUAAAGGAGCACUGGGUUGAAAUUUACUCCAACCAAAAGGCGAUUAACUACAUCUUACCUUCCAAUCUUAGAGCCAUUGUUGAAACUCGGCCUCCCAAGCUACCCAAUUGACUCCAAUUCUCUCUCCCCCUUCCAUCCCUGGCAUUUUAUGGGCCUCCCCCCGAGCUUCGCGAGGUUCUGCGAUACACGUAUUUCUAGUAACUAAUGAUAAUCUACGUGAUAUGCUAAUUUAAAUUUAUUACAUACAUAAGUGAGUUAACGCAACAGGACGGCAGGAAGAAGAGGACGGCAAAAUGCUCGUGUGUGACAAACGUGACAGGGCUAUUACUUACGUGUUUUGUCGUGAUCUUUACUUAACAUUAAUGUUUUCCGGUCUUUUACUAAAAAGAUCUGUUUAAAGGAAAGUAAAGUUUGGCGAAAAGUUAUUUCAAACAAAAUUAUUCUCACACUUGUCACACAAGGUUUGCCGUGUUCUUCCCUCUUCAGUCCUGUUGCGUAAGUUCACGAUUAAGAGGAACGCACCUUAACCGGAAGGUGACCUUUUGCAUUCUUGGGCCGUGGUUUUGCCCAAAUAUCUCUAUAAGACGAAAGGCCGUUAGCAAUUCAAAUUUGGAAGCGUCAUGGCAUAUUAGUAUAGGUAAUAGCGUGAUUUGUAGUGAUAUUUGGGUAAAAAAAAUCCCCAAAUAUCGGGUAUUUGAUAAGUGUCAUGUUGAGCUUGAGUGCUUCAUUAGCUUCCCAGUUCGUUGUGUUGGCCAGAUCUGUGUACUUAACUGAGCUCUUGUUUUUGUCUUUUAGAUGCGCGACAUAAGACACGAUAAUUUGAACCAAUUUAUUGGUGCUUGUGUGGAACCUGAAAUUUGCAUUGUUAUGCAGUAUUGUUCAAGAGGAAGUCUACAGGUAACGGGAAUUUAUAAAAGGAAAUUUUUACCACCGUCUUGUUUCCGUUUGCAGCAUUGGUUAGCAUAAAUUAACAGUAAGCCACUAGCUUGUCAGAUUGUUGCUGUUAAGAAACUGAAAUUCGGGAUUUAAUAGACCUAUUCGGCUAACUCAAUGUUGUACCCAAUUCAAACCCUUUGGGAAUAAAACGUUUUGUUUCAGGAAUUUCCAUAUCAUUUAAAUGUGAAUGCCACAUUAUAAUGCAAAUACAAUACACAAAGAAUCUUAUCCCCGGGAGAUUUGAAUUGGGUACAACAUUGAGUUAGCCGAAUAGGUCUAUUCAGCUUCAUGUUUUACACCUUUCCAGACGAGUCCUUACAACUCCCAAAACCCAAGGUAACAACCAUUGUAGUCUCCUCUUUCUCAGCUAACGAAAACUAGCCGUAAAGGCAUUUGAGGCUCACACGUAUCAGUCAAAUGUGAGUUCAGAUACAGGCGACUUAGGUUCGCCUUUCAUCCAAGAGCUAAAGGCCUUACAUAUUCAGAUUCAAAGCUCUAUGAUGUAACGCAAUACUUUUGUCACGCCGCUGUUCAGUAACCUCUAAGAGUCUCUGUUGGGGUAUCGCUGACAGCCGCAAUUAGUUUUCAGUUCUCUAUUUUCCGUAGCUCUCAGGUAGCAAUUAAAAUCCGUUGCCGUUUACUCGCACCUUGUAGUGCAGGCGUUUUCUAAUGGUGACUUGGGCACAAGAACUUGGUUCGCAAUGGAUUGUAGGAGCGUGUUUGUGUGUGUGUGUGUGUCGCCGGUGGGGAAUGGGGGAGGGAUGUGAGUAAUGUUUAGGGAGCUCAAGCGACGCAUGUCAACCAGAAGUGGACUUUUUACAUUCUUGAGCGGUGGUUUCGCCGAAAAUUUUCAGUCAAAUCGUCUCUUUCAGAGUAAAGAAGCAAAGGAGUACAAAUUUUAUAUCAUCAAGGCGUGUUGAGAGGGAAGAGGACUCGCUUCCGGUUGACGUCCGUCGUCUUUGCUUAAGCUCUCUUUUCUCUGCUUUCGAAACCAUAGGUGGCCACUUCUCACAUAGAAAUAAGUGAGCGAUAGCUCUUCCUUUUCGCUUGAAAAAUACCAUUUGAGUGUCCAGUCAGAGUUUUCCUGUUUCUCCAUGGAUCUUCAACCUGAACGUAGUUUCACCAUGUGCUAUAGGAGCAGGACUCUGUUUGUCAUGAUGAAAGCCUCAAGGGCCCGUGUAUUGUUACGGUCAAUCAAAAUGGUUCGAAAGGGCUGUCAUGCACUUAGCGUAAUUGCAGUUUUAAUUUUUGCUUCUAUCAGGACAUUUUGGAAAAUGAAGACGUCAAGUUGGAUCACAUGUUUAUGGCGUCACUGAUAGCAGAUAUAGUCAAGGUAUGUUGUUGUUGCAUCCUGUGAUUUUCCAAUGUUUUUGCUUGGUAUUGCCACUUUUGCCACUAGUAUUAUUACUGCUCUGUUUUGUUGUUGUUACUACAAACUGUUAUUUAUAUUCCUCUAGGGGAUGUCAUACAUGCACAACACUGACGUGAAAUCUCACGGCAAUCUCAAAUCAUCUAAUUGUUUAGUGGACAGCCGCUGGGUUCUGAAAAUUACAGAUUAUGGGCUACCGUCGUUUAGAGCGAAAGUAAAAAAGAACCGGGAAGACUACGCCUAUUACCGAGGUAACACAAUGGGAUUUCAUUACACUAACGAGUCUCUGUCACGUUAUUUGGUAUCUUUUUAAAAAGUUAAGAAGAAAGACUGUCCCCUUUCAAUAUAUGCCAAGGAGGAAAAACUUAGAAAAAAAGAUUCAACCAACUGCCUCGCUUAAGUGGAAGGUGAGUGCCUGGGAUACCUAGGGGCUUCCAUUGUGGCCAGCCAGCCCCUAGAUGGAAUACUGCCCCCAUGGCUGGCAAAGCCCCGCAACCCAGUCAUGAGCCCCCAUUCAAGGCACCCGUUACACUGAUGAAACAGUGGGGGUGGGGGACAGACGCUAAAGCAACCGCUCCACAGACCGCUGCACAAACGCUAAACGAAGAACUCUAAGAUCCCAGCAGUGUACAAAGCUUCCACGUACCAUGUGAGCCUGCACUUAUGGGAUUAACCGCUGGAUGUCGCUAAGCUCAUAGACCGCUUGACCGCGAAUCUUGUGGACCGCUUGACCGCUAAGCUGGCGUACCGCUCGGUCGCUAAGCUCGUGGUGGUUACAUCUAAUCAAAUUCAAUUGCAAAGGAGCUCUCCUUCCUUAAUGACCCUUUUAAUCAAAUUAUAUGCCUCACGACGUCUUGUGGUACUAAAGUGUAAUUGGUUCAUCGUUUUCCCUCAUCUUAUUUUAGAUUUACUCUGGGUUGCUCCAGAGCUUUUGCGGAUCCCUAAUCGGCCUCCGAAGGGAACCCAGAAAGGUGAUGUCUAUAGCUUUGCUAUAAUUUUACAAGAAUUCCACACCAGAGAAGGGCCUUACAGCGCUAAUUUCAUGGAACCUAAAGGUAGGCUGGUAGCUGUUUAAAAUUGUCUUAGCCAAAGAAAAAAAUUCUAAAGUGGCAGUGGGGCUUUUAGGUCACUCAUGUUUUCAUCAACUUUUUUUCGGUUUUUAAUUUAAUGUUUAGUGUAAAGGGAAGUCACCUAUGCUUUUCUGUUGUUAGUAGUUUGCUGGUGAUGAUCGUUGGCGAAAUGCCAAGGUCUUUUUCCUGCCUUUAACUUUAUCUUGAUUUGAUUUUUAGUAAGUUGUCUGUUACUAUUAGUAGUUAGGAUGCUAAGACUUUCUUGUAGGCAAGAUUGGAUAUUCGCGUCAAUUCACUUAAGUUGACCCAUACACAGAUUCCUGAUCUAGAUGCGAGCGAGCGUUUCUUGCUGUUUCAAAAACACGUUUUCUAUUGUCUUAUUUAGUUUGAUAACGUUCCCCUUUUUUCUGGAUGAAUCACAACGUCUUUAACACCGUGUAAGAAUCUGUUUAGAGUAUUUCCAGCUGACGACAUCACUGAUAAGAAAACGACAGGGUACUGACGCUACGUAACCCGUGAAAGUAGAAGACUACCACGUACAAUUGUGAACCAAUUCCAUUGUCUUGUUUUGUUCACUUGUAACUAUUUGGCAUGAGUUGUUAGUAUCUGUUUCACGAGCUAGGUAAAAUUAUUCUUAUAUCGGUGAUUUUUUCACCUUUGCGUCGUGCGUCCCUGACGCAUAAAAAUCCUCAAAGACGCAAAAUAAUUUGUGGUAUGCGUCGCGUAGAAUAUCCUGUUCGUGUUGUGCGAUUUCUGUGGCUGUUCUUGUGGCUGUUGUUUAACGGCGCAUAUUUGUUUUAGUCUUUGUUGUUCUUCACAAUAGAAGGAGUAUAUUUUUUUUUCAGUAAACUGUAAUACAGAGUUUUGGAGUCUGUCUUAAAGAUUAACUGUGUGGUUACAUAAAGACCCAGGGACUCGUGUUUUUUAACUGGGACUUAAUAGUUCUUGACUGGGACUAAUGAUUUUUCAGAAGCUGAGUUCCAGCACCCACCAUAACUAUUUGUAACAAAAUCACUGCUCUAUUAUUGUUCACGUGCUAUUUCAUUCGUAUGAAUUGUUUAAAAUUAUUUAUUUUGAUCUCUGUAGACAUCAUGCGUAGAGUUAAAGAAGCAGAGUUCCCACCAUUUCGGCCAACAGUCACAACACUGAUAGCAGGCCUUGAGGAGAUCCGGGAAGUCAUGAAACAGUGCUGGGUUGAGAACCCGGAUGAAAGACCAGAUUUCCAUGAGAUCAAGAAGACCAUGCACAAGGUGCUAGUCAAUAACGGAAUGUAAGUACCUAUCGACUUUAAAUGUGUUGUUUUUGUUGUCAUUUUUCUUUUCGCAGUGAAGUGUGGUUACCUUGUUUUUAGAGUCCAUAUCUAUGAAAUUGCGUAUGUAAUACUCAUGCGGUGUACAGGUUCUGCGACGUUUUAGUUGCUGCAAGCGUUGCACAAGAUGACCUGCCUGUUGCAGCAGGGCUUUAACCAGUUGGCUAAACAGAUUUUUAAACUUGAUUAACCCUGUAAGUCCCAAUAGUGACCAAGAUCAAUUUUCUCCUAACAAUAUCCAUAUGUUACCAAGAGAAAUGGUUACGAGAGUUAAUAAAAUGAUCAAAUUGAAAAUGCUUUUGAUCUUAUGGAAAUUCGGGUUAUUCCUUAAGGCGGGUUAUAGAGAUCAGUUUGGAGAAUCCCCCAUGGGGAUAUUGGGUAAAAAGGGUUAAGACUGCUUGUUUAUUGAAGUGCAGGUAAAGCGAGAAAUUAUGUUCAGUUAUAAACUGUACCAUUUAAAAGGCUCAAUUCCAAGGUUUGAGAUAUUCUGAGUGAUUUCAAGACUUCGUUUCUGUUGUUUCUCUCCAAAGGAAAACCAACAUCUUUGAUAACAUAGUCUACAUGAUGGAGAAGUAUGCGGAUAAUCUGGAGGAACUGGUCAUGGAAAGAACCGGUCAACUGAUCGAGGAGAAGAAAAAGACAGACGCUCUCUUGGAAAGGAUGCUACCAAGGUUUCUUUCUUUCAUUAUUAAGAAUAAUAAAUAAAUGAAUAAAUAAAUAAAUAAAUAAAUAAAUAAGUAAAUGCAGAUAGGAAGGUAGAGAGAAGUGCACCAAUAGGAAGUAGGGAGACCGACUCGAAAACCAUAAAACCGGGACUGAGACACGUUGCAGUUUUUAGUUGACAGUCUUGUUUGCAGGCAUCAGAUAUCACAGCCAAGUUGACAAGUUUCUGUUAUUGCGUUUACCUGGGGUUCGUCGGCGUAGAAAAUUUAGAAGGAACUUUGGAGCAGAGGUCGUUGUUGGCUUAGAGCCUAUUUUUAUUUUGUUUAGUGAGAAUAUGUCAAUACUGUGCAGUGAAAACAUGUGCAUAGUUGGGGAUUCAAUUCUUAACUAAUAUGAACUCGUAAGAGUGAGCUCUCCCUCCCACCUACUCACCCCUCGCCAAACUCUUAUUUCAACGGAAACCGCUGGUCAAUUCGAAAUUUGAGCUCGUCUUGACUCAGCGGCUCAUGGCAUACGCCAUUAAAGUCCGAUAACAGGUCUGAGGCUCAGUGAAAAAGAAAGCUGUACUAUUUAGACCUGCGAAUUCCACAGGAAGCCCAAGUAACCAGUUUAUGAGCUUAUCGCGAAUGCGGUAUUCAUGAUUAUCGUUAUCAAUAAUCACGUUUUUCUGAUUUACCCGACUCCUCACCACAACGAACGGUACCUUGGUGUCGGGACUGGAAGCUCUACCUUCUCGCCAUGUCGUUGACUGGUCAAGUCGAUUGUUGCGAUUGCUAGACAACAGCGAUAUUGUGAAAAAUCGUUUUCCUUUGCACUAUCACGGUUUUUUUUAAUAGCACUCUUUUGAUGUCGGAAAUCAAGUGAGAAUGAAUCGUCCUUGUACUGAUAGAGAAAAGGAAGAACUAGUGCAAGGUAUACAUAUGCAUCACAUCUGGUAGAUGAGGUAGACAGAUAGUCCUUUUUUAGGGUGAGUUUUGUUUCUUUCAAACUCAUUUCAUAUUCCAGUUCAUUGCGUGGUAAGAAGAGCACCCUUAAUUUCUUUCUGCUUUUGCGUGCUUUACAGACCUGUAGCUGAGCAGUUGAAAAAAGGACAGACAGUUGAAGCAGAGAGCUUCCAUGAAGUGUCAAUUUACUUCAGCGAUAUUGUAGGAUUUACUAGUCUGUCAUCGGGGAGUACACCAAUGCAGGUACAACAUUGUCGCAUUUUAUCACAUGUUGCGUUCCUUGUGGCAUCAGGAGAAGUGGUAAAAACUGUUGUCUUCAGGUUGUUCCCACCGCUUAACGGGAAGACUUGUGGUGUUUUUGCCACUUGUAUACUCCUUUUCCCGCCAUUGUAAAAAUAAAAAGAUGGUGUCUAUUUGCCCUCUGUCAAUCACUCGAGUAUACUAGACUUGCAAUUUCUGGGGGAGUAGGUCCAACCAAAAUAAGCCCUGUUAAGCAGGAGGCUAGAAAACGUUCCCGUGCUGUUUGUCUGAAGGGCUAGGAAAAAGUCCCGUCAGGUAGUCCGGGACAAGUAGAUUUUCUUGCUGGGCAAGUAACAUUUAAAGCUUACUUACCCAAUGGGCAGGAGUCCAGGCAAGUCACCCUCUAAUAAAAUCAUUACUUAAGCGAGGGUUCACACUCACCUUGAAAAUCCUUGCAAAUUGCAGUCGGUGCUGGAAAGUCCUUGAAUUUCAAUGCUAAAUUAAUAGUUUAAGGAGAACUGCAAAGGAAAAGAAGCAAACACGGAAAGACCUUCGGGAUAAAAUUUCUCAUGUUGUGGAAGAACUAAAAAAGACAUAGACUCCAGGCUCUUUUUUGCACUGAAUGGAGUCCUUUAAAAAUGCUAAAUGUGUCCUUGAAGGUCCUCAAAAAGUCCUUGAAUUUUUUGUUCAAAAAAGGGUACAAACCCCGUAAGCAAGAAGUGGCCCCCUGCAAGCAAAGAGUUUUCUUCGACCCCUGUAACUGGCAAGGCAAAUUUCUUUUUCUCAAAACAUUUCGAGAUGUCUUGCAUAGUCUUCCCAAGGUGGAUCCUCCCCGAGUACACUUGGUUUGACCACUUUCCAAAUAUUUAGACAUCUGAACUGAAACGUUUUUAUUUAUUGCAGGUUGUUACCCUUCUCAACGAUCUUUAUACACUGUUUGAUGACAUCAUCCAAGAAUAUGACGUGUACAAAGUAAGUGGUUGAAACACAGCUGAUGACGUAGGACUUCUUUCCUCGUUAGUUAUCUCUUUCAGGCUUUACUUAUUGUCGCUUGCAAGAAAGCAAUGAUUUUAUGACGGUGCUGUACUCCAGCACCCUCGAAGCUUUUUUUCAGUGCGAUUUGGGCAGGAACAUCGCAUGUUGUACCCUCUGGAUUUACAGUCCUUGUAUACUCAUAGUAACUGGGGAGAGUUGUACCACUCACUUAUCACCCUCGUUCUUCCAUAUUUCCCGAAUUGAUCUGGUGGCUUAUUAUCCAGAGAAAAGUGCUUCUGAUUGGUUGACGUAAAUUUCCCUCGCGGCACGACCCUUCAGAAGUAUUACUCAGACCUGUGUAGUGACAUGUCCCGAGUAUGGAAUUUCUGUGCUGGUGUCUCAUACGUCAUUUUGCGGGGAAACCAGUGGUGACGUCGUGAAAUGCGGGUAUUUUCUCACGCCAGGAACCCUUAUAACGCGCUUAUUUCAGCCCAAAAAAUGGCAAACAGCUAGUUCAGCAAUUCGUUCCUCACGUUUUUUUCCUUAGUAAUCUUCAUAACGGAAAUUUUCACAAACACAGGGCUUUAUAGGAUUGAAUGGCUCAAAGUUGUUCAUUAGUGUUGUCAUCAGUUGAAGCAUAUCCAGUUGCUUCCCUCCAAGUUAAUCUGCUUUAUGUUUCUAUUGCUAUUUAAGGUUGAGACAAUUGGUGACGCCUACAUGGUUGUAUCUGGAUUACCAAUCAGGAACGGCCAUGAGCACGCUGGUGAGAUAUCCCGGAUGGCGUUACACUUGGUAGAAGCUGUGAAGAAAGACUUCAAAGUUCGUCACAAACCGGAUCAUCAACUGAAACUCAGAGUUGGACUUCAUAGCGGUAACUUACGUGUAGCAAUAGGCCCUUUCCAGCUAGUGCUUCACGUGGUACAAAACCGCCACGCUGAAGACGCAGUGGGAAAAGAAACACAAAGGAAAUAACCAUUUUAAAUGAUGUGAGCUCUUUUGUCUUGUCCCAGUGCGUGUCUUGCUCUCUAGCAUGGCGGUUUUGUACCACGUGAAUGACGUUUCGCCCCAUGUAAGGGAAUGCGGAUUCCAGAAUCCGGGAAAAUUUUUCUCGUGGAAUCUGGAAUUCUGGGCUUUGGAAUCCGGAAUACAGCUCAAGGAAUCCGGAAUCCCACUAACGAUUGGAAUCGGGAAUUUAAACUGUUCCACUGAGAGUUGGGAUUCACUACUUGGAAUCCAGAAUCCACGGCGUGAAAUCCAGAAUGCAAGACUGUCUUAGAUUUCUUUACAUGGGGCGAGACGUUGGGUGAAGUUGCGCAUCCUUGAGUGGAACGCACUAGUAAAGUCAUUACACUUUCUCAUACCAGUGGGUGUGUGUUUUUCCCUUGCAGGUCCUUGUGUGGCGGGUGUGGUCGGGAACACGAUGCCUCGUUACUGUUUAUUUGGUGACACAGUUAACACUGCUUCAAGAAUGGAAUCUAAUGGAGAAGGUUUGUACCAUGGAUCGUCGUAAAACCACCUCACUCUUUUGUAGCGAACGUUCAAUAUAGUUAGUGCUUUGUUGUUUUGUUAUAGCUCUCCGCAUACACAUCAGUGAGGCAACAAAAGAAAUUCUUGAUGACCUCGGCGGCUUCGAAGUUGAGGAAAGGGGAGAAGUGUUUUUAAAGGUGUGUAAUGUUUAUCGUCUUUGUUUUUUUUUUUCAUUCACCCACACGUACAGAAAACUCGAACAAGCGUUUUACCCAAAAACAAACAUAGCCGUUAUCGCAAAGCCAGUCUGAGUGGACAGUGCAGUUGCAAAUUUAGAACUUUUCCGUAAAAAUUUAUUUUUGCAGGGAAAAGGCACGUGGAAGACGUACUGGCUGAUAAGUGCUGUUCCACGGCUAAGCGGUAAAGUGAACAAGCUCCUUCAUCCAAAUGGUACCCCGCUAGUGAACUACCUCCAAACUCCAGGCCAUCAUUUCGGUUCCAACAGUUCACUGAACCUCAAAAGACAAGACUCAAUGCGCCGAGGAGGGAAGAAUAUUUCACCCUGCCCUAUGAAGAAAAAUAUGCACAAAGUGACGAUUGAGGACGAAACCACAGCUCUGUUAAAUCAAACAUCAGUAUGACCAAUGCAUGAAUUUCCGAGUCCUUCAUCGACAUCCAUCACAACGCAGAAGAUAAAUCUGAUUUACCGAAAUACUUGGCAUAUUUUGGGGGAUGGUAGGGAUUUCUUAAUGCAUAUGGGCUUUCUAAGAAAUGCUCAAGAUGGCUUUUUCCCCUCUUAAAACAUUACCCGUGGGAUCUUCCUCAAGAGAAUCUGAAUGCUGUCAGGAGAAGCAAGCAAGCAGGUUGUACUGCACAAGUCGCCCAGAAGUCGUCACCUGAUUUGCGGCUAUGUGGAACAACUCAUGUUUUCACGUUGAUCGUUGUGAACUUUUACGACGAAAGAUAUACAGAUGAUUUUUCAAUCGAAAUAUGGUAGUGUGCUCUUCAAAAGCGUCGAGACUUGCAUACGUUGCUUAAUGAACAUUCCACUCUGUGUAUUAUAACCAACCCAUUCAUUUCAAUAUGUGUCCUUUUACUUCAAACUGUCCAGACCUUGUUGUUGAACACACAGCUCUCCGCAAGGAUCUGGGACAAUGAAGGGAAGCUCUUAAGCUACGCUUCUAUAUAGUUAGCGCAAGUGGUUGCAUUGUUUAUCGCUUGUUUUUGUAUGGUUUAUAACUUGUAAUCCGUGGCUUUCAUUUGUCCCCCAAAAUCCGCAGUUCAUCAAAAGCGUCUUACUCUUAUCAGUUUUUAUUUCAUUGCAUACCAUUGAAAGAUGUUAAAAGCUGGGUGUAUGAAAUCCGUAAAACUUUCAGUUGUAAAGGCUAAACAGGUUCCCGUGCAACGGGGGUCUAACUGGAAAAUUUUAGCCGAACAGGUGCUGAAAAACUAGUCUCUCACUUGCGGGUUCUUACUAGUUUGCGUUGAAUAGCGCGUAGUAUGCCGUGGUUUAUCAUUAUCAUCGUGAUCAUCAUCAUCAUCAUCAUCAUCAUCAUCAUCAUCAUCAUCAUCAUCAUCAUCAUCGUUAUUAUUAUUCCAAAUAAUACUAAUUUGGUACUACCGUGAGAUUUGUGCGACGGAUCUCCAAUAAGAAAAUGAAUCUCUAGUUUUCCGAACGUUAGAGUUUGAGUUUUUUACUGCAAUGAUUACUGUCGUGGUUAAUAUGUUAGAAAUGGUUUCCGUUACAAAACGGUCUCCAAAACCACCUUGGUACAGACAUUUGGCUCCGGCUUUAAGUGACUUGAGUGGGUGGACGGGGUCGGGUAGUUGGCCUCAACCUCCUCGCUCAUCCACGUCCGAGAGAUAAGAGGCAACUGACAGCCUCUAAUAAUAUAGAAUGGCGCUGUAAAGCAUGGAAGUCAGUUGAUUUUUAUUUUGAUUUGUAAAUACGUCAAAACGAAUUGCCUUAGUGUCAUAGGCAAAAUAGCGUUGAAUGAGGAGGCUCGAUUACCAGCGGAAGGCCAAUCAGUUGAAACCGCCUUGUAACGCUCAGGCUACGUUUUGUUAGUUAAAGGUUGAUGAUAUCUUCUAAGCAGUACGAAUAUAAUAGUAGCCUGCCUUGAUGAGCUCCAUUUGGAGCACAGAGAAGUACAAUUAGCAAAAAGUAUUCAAAAUUCCCAACUUCAGUGUUAUUGUAAAUAGAAUUUACGUUGUCUUGUUUUAGUUUCACCUCAAUGUAAAAAUGGACGAUAUUGUCAAGCACUAGGCAAUGUUUUUAUCCCGUCAACUAUGUACUGAUACCGUAUUCCUCUCUUACGAACUGCCUCACACUGUGGAAGAAAACAAUAUAUGCAAAGGGCAAGUUUGAGGGAGUUAGAGAAAACUAUUAGGUGUAAAAAAAUAUAUUUACAAAAAUAUACAAGAUAAACAUUUUUUUCAUCUCUGAGAGGUUUGCGAUAGGUGUAGUCUAAGAGAUUGAGAGUUCACCCUAAAUGUUUUUUUAAAUUUUAUUUUCAAUUUUUCUGAGGACUGUCACAAUUUAUUUUAACUAACAAAGUUGAGUGUUC
Messenger RNA from Porites lobata, 27618 nucleotides. NCBI's taxonomy places the organism in Eukaryota, Metazoa, Cnidaria, Anthozoa, Scleractinia, Poritidae. The record is from the annotation of a GenBank genome assembly.